Messenger RNA from Diatraea saccharalis (sugarcane borer), 1403 nucleotides. NCBI's taxonomy places the organism in Eukaryota, Metazoa, Arthropoda, Insecta, Lepidoptera, Crambidae. The record is from the annotation of a GenBank genome assembly.
AGGGCGAACAGUCAGUUGCAUAAAGCGUCAUUAGUUUAAAGUGACAUUACCCAUACAAAUCUGACAAUCAUUAGAGCUUAAAGACGCCAUUAAACCUUAAUGGACGUUUGUGCAAUAGUUUUCUAACAAUAGCAAUGUCCAGCCGCCGACCAGCAGGUCGGUAAGCGUAAUAAUACCGAGUCAAUGGCUCUUCGAUAUUGAGUUCUUUUUGACCCAGUUCUCGGUACACUCACAAAAUAACAAAUAAUCUGUGGUUAUUGCUUUUAAAGAAGACAUUAAACUAAUUAAAUAAUAUCUUAGGUAGAUAGUACAAUGGCCUAAUGUAAUUAAUUGACUGAUUGAUUCAUUCCCGUUUUAUAAUAUUAUAAAUGGGAUUAAGAUAUCUAAAAGGGUUAAAACCCUUCAAAAUAGAAUAAUAAGGAAAUAUAUACAUAUUUACAAACGAUCAUAUUUUGAUGGAAAGUGGCCUUAUAAAGUUAGUUGUCUGUUAUACAUAUAUAAUUAAUUCAUAUUGCUAAUGAUUUGGUUGUGACAUGGUGUUUGUAAACGUUGUUAUUUCUGUUAGAACUGGCGAAUUUCUUUCGCUCGUUCUUAUCAGGCAAAAGACUGAAUGAGUGUUAUCUACCUGAAAAAAUAUUUUUAUACAUUUCAGUGUUUGAUGGUGACUUGGUACAUUCCAUGUGAUUUUCACUUUUAUGUUAUCGCUGUGAUUGUGUUCGUGCUUUAUAAACGAUGCCGGAGAUUGGGUAAAGUCAUUUUCUAUGCUCUGGCUGCUGCCUCUCUUAUUAUACCAGGAGUUAUCAACUAUGUUAAUGGAUUUCACCCCAUACAACUCUUCACAUAUGAAUUCCUGUGGAAUAAGCAUAGCCAUAAACAGUUUUACAUGUUCUACAUAAAAAGUCACAACAGGGCAGCGGCUUACAUAGUUGGAUUUAUUGCAGGGUGUCUGUUCAAUAAAUAUAGACCAAUGGAAAAUUUCAAGCUUACACAGGCAAAGUCUUUGAUUUACGUCUUUGUAGGUUUUAUAGUGAUGGUACUCACAGCUUUCCUUGGAGUAUCAUACCAGCACAGGAACUAUUCACAGCUGGAGGGCACUCUAUACGUGAUGCUGAACAGGCCUGUUUGGGCAGUUGGUGUUGCAAUAAUUAUACUAACUUGCUGCUUUGGUAAAGUUCCACUGGUGAACAGUUUCUUAGAAUGGUAUCCAUGGGUGCCACUCAGCCGUUUAGCUUACGGAAUAUAUCUUGUCCACUACAUAAUCAUCAUAAGGAACGUUGGCAUUUCCAGACAGUCUUUGUACUAUGACAAUUUUAAUAUUGUAAGUUUUCAUUAAAACAAAUAUGAUUCAUUUUCUUUACUUUAUUUGUCUGCGUUCAAAUGAUGUGGUGUGACGUAUGUCAUUG